Hirundo rustica (Barn swallow) is the source of this 3474-nucleotide messenger RNA. It is a transcript of the gene GPD2, whose product is annotated as glycerol-3-phosphate dehydrogenase 2. The record is from RefSeq and is a predicted model, not a curated record. Gene Ontology annotation, biological process: glycerol-3-phosphate metabolic process. Gene Ontology annotation, cellular component: mitochondrion; glycerol-3-phosphate dehydrogenase (FAD) complex. The transcript has 17 exons. NCBI's taxonomy places the organism in Eukaryota, Metazoa, Chordata, Aves, Passeriformes, Hirundinidae. Gene Ontology annotation, molecular function: calcium ion binding; glycerol-3-phosphate dehydrogenase (quinone) activity. Bases 138 to 2318 code for a protein of 726 amino acids.
GGCGGAGCUCGGGGGAGCCUGGCUGGCUGCUGCAGGCGGAGGGCGGGCAGGGAGAGAGCCGCCCUCCCCUCUUUUCCUCCCGCCGGCCGGCAGCAGCCCGCAGAGGGACGCGGGCUCGGCGGGCUCCCGCAUAAAAGAUGGCAUUUCAGAAGGCAGUGAAAGGAACGGCUCUCAUUGGAGGAGGUGCCAUAGCAACAGUUUUUGGCCUCUCUCAAUUUUCUCAGUAUAGAAACAAACACGGUGACUUGGUGCAGGUUCAAGCUGCAGAAGGUGCCCCAGUAAGGAAGGACCAUCUCCCCACAAGAGAGCAGCAGAUUCUGGCCCUGCAGAGCAGCGGGGAGUUCGAUGUGGUCGUCAUCGGCGGCGGAGCCACGGGCUGCGGCUGUGCCCUGGACGCAGCCACCAGAGGACUAAAAACAGCCCUUCUAGAAAGAGAUGAUUUCUCAUCGGGGACCAGCAGCAGGAGCACUAAAUUGAUCCAUGGUGGAGUGAGGUACCUGCAGAAGGCCAUCAUGAAUUUGGAUUUCGAGCAGUACAGGAUGGUGAAGGAGGCUCUGGAGGAGCGUGCACACCUGCUGCACAGCGCACCCCACCUCUCAGCCCAGCUGCCCAUCAUGCUCCCCAUCUACAAGUGGUGGCAGCUGCCCUACUACUGGGUUGGGAUAAAGCUGUAUGACCUGGUGGCGGGCAGCCACUGCCUGAAGAGCAGCUACGUCCUCACCAAGUCACGGGCCCUGGAGCUGUUCCCCAUGCUGCGCAGGGACAAGCUGGUCGGAGCCAUCGUCUACUAUGAUGGACAGCACAACGACGCGCGGAUGAACCUGGCCAUCGCCCUGACCGCCGCCCGCUACGGCGCUGCCACCGCCAAUUACACCGAGGUGCGGCACCUGCUCAAGAGCGCGGACACGCGCAGCGGGCGGCAGCGCGUGUGCGGGGUGCGCUGCAGGGAUGUGCUCACAGGGAAGGAGUUCGAUGUCAGAGCCAAGUGUGUUAUCAAUGCCACGGGACCUUUCACAGACUCUGUCCGCAAAAUGGAUGAUCAGGAAGUGCCCAACAUCUGUCAGCCCAGUGCAGGCGUGCAUAUCGUGAUGCCUGGUUAUUACAGCCCUGACAACAUGGGGCUGCUGGACCCGGCCACCAGCGAUGGCAGAGUGAUCUUCUUCCUGCCCUGGGAGAAGAUGACGAUCGCAGGCACCACGGACAGCCCCACGGAUGUCACCUCGCACCCCAUCCCCACGGAGGAGGACAUCAACUUCAUCCUGAGUGAAGUGCGCAACUACCUGGGCGCCGACGUGGAAGUGAGAAGAGGAGAUGUGCUGGCAGCCUGGAGUGGCAUCCGGCCCCUGGUCACCAACCCUGACUCCAAGGACACCCAGUCCCUGUCCAGGAACCACGUGGUGACCGUCAGCGACAGCGGCCUCAUCACCAUCGCAGGUGGGAAGUGGACCACGUACCGUGCCAUGGCACGGGACACCAUCGACACGGCCAUCCGCAAGCACAACCUGAAGGCAGGCUCCUGUCAAACCAUGGGGCUGCAGCUGGAGGGGGCUCAGGACUGGAGCCCCACGCUCUACAUCCGCCUGGUCCAGGACUACGGACUCGAAAGUGAGGUGGCUCAGCACCUGGCUUCCACCUAUGGGGGCAAGGCCUUUGAGGUGGCCAAAAUAGCCCAGGUGACAGGGAAGAGGUGGCCCAUCGUUGGGAAGCGUCUGGUGUCCGAAUUUCCUUACAUUGAGGCUGAGGUGGUGUACGGGGUUAAGGAGUACGCCCGCACCGCCGUGGACAUCAUCUCCCGCCGCACCCGCCUGGCCUUCCUCAACGUGCAGGCUGCCCACGAGGCGCUGCCCAGGAUCGUGGACAUCAUGGCCAAGGAGCUCAACUGGUGCGAGCAGCAGAAGAAGGAACAGCUCGAAACCGCCAAAACGUUUCUGUACUACGAAAUGGGCUACAAAGUGAAAACAGAUCAAUUGACAGACGCUUCUGAGAUCAGCCUGGCUCCUUCAGACAUUGAGAGGUACAAGAAGCGGUUCCGCAUGUUCGACAAGGACAAGAAGGGCUUCAUAACCAUCCUGGACGUGCAGCGCGUGCUGCAGAGCAUCAGCGUGCAGAUCGACGAGAACGCCCUCCACGAGAUCCUCAACGAGGUGGAUCUCAACAAGAACGGGCAGGUGGAGCUCAACGAGUUCCUGCAGCUGAUGAGCGCCGUCCAGAAGGGCCGUGUGUCGGGCAGCAGGCUGGCCGUGCUGAUGAAGAGCGCCGAGGAGAAGCUGGGGCGCCGCCAGGCCAUCCCCGUGGACCGCAGCGGAGGGGGGCUGUGAGCCGGGGCUGCCGCCGCUCCCCGGGGCCCGGAGCCCGGCGCACCACGGCUCUCCCGAAACACAUCGGUGAGCUUGUCCUGCGUCAAUGGUUCCCAAAAGACAUCGGUGAGCUUGUCCUGUCGUUAAUGGUUCCCAAAAGACAUCGGUGAGCUUGUCCUGCGUUAAUGGUUCCCAAAAGACAUCGGUGAGCUUGUCCUGGUCGUUAAUGGUUCCCUUACCUGUCGUUAAUGGUUCCCUUACUGCUCCACGGCACCCUUGGGUGGCGGCAGCCCUGCAGGCUACAGGAAUGCGGGGAGGUGGGUGCUCACCUGCACGGGGUGGGUGCACACUCACAGAGGUGGGUGCACACUCACACUCACUCAGAGGUGGGUGCACACUCACAGAGGUGGGUGCACACUCACACUCACAGAGGUGGGUGCACACUCACAGAGGUGGGUGCACACUCACACUCACAGAGGUGGGUGCACACUCACACUCACAGAGGUGGGUGCACACUCACACUCACAGAGGUGGGUGCACACUCACAGAGGUGAGUGCACACUCACACUCACAGAGAUGGGUGCACACUCAGGCACGCCCUGCCCCGGCCAGGAACGUCUGCAUCACCUUCACCUUUCGAGCGCUCGGUGCUCAGAGUGAAUCCUGCCCUUUUACAAAUGCAAAAUCUCCAAGCUGCUUCUGCCCCCUCAGCAAGCAGCAAGGUGGGGAAAGCUGUGUUCUGGGGUGGAGACACCCUUCCAAAGGAACAGAGCUGGCACUUCCUGGGGCGUGGGGGGUGCUGCAGACCUGUCCUGAGCCUUCUCGGGGUGGUGGCUUUGCCCUGUUCUUCCAGUGGUGCCAGUUCUUGGCCACCCCGAAAUUCCAGCUGGAAAACAAGACACCUGGAUUAAUCACCCGAGGUACUGAUGUGGGUGAAAGCUGGGAACAGCUUCCCUGCUGCCCUGUUAACACAAAUAAACUGCCUCUAGUGAAUGGCGCUGUCUGCAGGCGGCGCUUUGUGCAGUGAAAUAAAGGCAGGAGGUGUUCCAUGCUAGAAGUGCUGCGAGCUUGGGGCAAACCCUGAUGCUCUGUAGGAUGGGGCAGGUUUUGGUAGCACAGCAGUCUUAAAUGUUCAUUUUAAAAUGCUCAAACGCAGUGUAAAAAAAAAAAAACAACA